UAGUUGUAACUGCAAACUUUUUGGCAAAGACCCAGAAGACUGGCUGAGGCCGAGACCGUGGCUCAGCCGCUGGGCCUGCCCAGGGUCAGUACCCAUUUAUCCAGCCCCCGUCGCAGAGCGUUCAGGCUGACGGUGCCCUUUGGGACCACUGGGCUCGCAUCCUUCUCUCACACGUGAGGAAGCCAAGGCUCCGGGGCCAGGGAUGGUCAGCAGCUUUGCACCCUGGCGCCCGGACUGGAAGCUGAGCUCUGAGAUCCGGAUUCUGACCUGGAAACCCUGGAAAUGCCGCCCGCGCUCCUUUCCUGGACCACUGACUGCUGAAGCUCGAGAGGGGAUUCAGGCACUUUUGCAAAUGAACUGACCAGUAAACGGGAGGGCGUGGAAAGAAGACUUGAGGUUCACCCCCCGCAGGCAUCCGGACCCGUCCUACCAACAACCUCCUUUUUUUCCUUAACCCCGGUGAUAUGCUUAAUGGCAGUCACCCCGUAUCAGGUCCACCUGGCAACUCCAUUUGGGGUCUGAGCUGAAAUAACAUGAGUCCCUCACUCGCCUUAGCCGGAUCAGCUGUGCCUUCUCACUGGCAACCAGCUUUGCUAAAGGCCUGUCUACCCUGCCCUCUGCGCCUGACAACUUUCUGUGGUUUCUAACGAGCUUCCCUCCUUCCCUCCCCGCCCCUCUGGCCUUGCUACUGCCUGGGGAAUUCGCACAAACGGUGUGCGAUUUGCCCCUUUUGUGUUUUCCUUUCUGACUUGGAGGUAAAGAGAACCCCUCGCCCCCCACUGACUCUCUGUUUAUUCAACUGGGAGAGAUUUCACACCCAGAGACACAGCUCUCCCUCCCUGAGCCCCUUUUCCUAAAUCUUCAUUCCCCUCCCCUCCCCUACCUGUCAGGGAGCCCAUCCUUGCACGGCCCUGAAUAAUUUAUGAGUCCAGGCAGGCCUUAUAAAAGGGUCUCCCAGGAAAAGCCAAAAGAGUGCGGGAGAUUCUGAGAAAUAGGAGGACCCCACAGCCUUCCUGGCCGUGACACCCUAAGGAUGGACCCUGCUGCUUGCGCCCCAGCCCCGGCCCUGGCCCCGGCCUCAGCUCCAGCCCUAGCACGACGCCCCCUGGCGCUCCCUGGCCUGGGAAACCCAUCGCCCCUUCUCUCCUCUGGACAAGAGGUAGACAGAAGUGAACGAGGAGCUUGUCUUUGGAGACCCUGGCUGUCCUCUACAAAUGACCUCCCAAGGCAGGUGAGGAAACCUGUGGAUUUGGCUGCCGGUGGGGCAACAGGUGCCGAGGUCACCAAGGUUGACUCUGAGUUCCAUCACCCUGUCAGGCUCUUCUGGCCUAAAUCUCGUUCCUUUGACUACCUGUACAGUGAUGGGGAGAUUUUACUGCAGAACUUCCCUGUCCAGGCAACCAUCAACCUCUAUGAGGACUCAGCCAGCGAGGAGGAAGACGACGAGGAAGAGGAAGGCAAAGAGCAGGAGGAGGAGGAAGCAGAUGAAAAAGGGCCAAAAGGGUGUGUGAAGGCACCAGGGCCAGCAGUGCACAGGGCCUCAGCCCCUCCUCCCUCCCUGCUCCUGACCUGUCCCAACUGAGCCAGUCAGAGUCUAACUGGGGUUCGGUAUGCCUGGCAAGGCUUCAGGGCAUCGAUUAGCCAGGAAUCUCCAGGCACAGCUCCCUGGAAUGAAAGUUAGUUGGGUCCUCAAGUCGCCGGCUCACCCUGGCUGUACCCAACAGGCCUGCAAGCCCAGGCCUCUGGCAUCUCACUGGGCUGCUGUUGUGUUGCCAGUGAGAGGGUCCUAGGAAGUCUAGGGGAAGGAAGGCUUACUUUCUGAAGCCCCCAGGGAGCAGAUGAGGACAGAGCAUGGCCACACAGAGGGGAACUGUCACUCUUCAGGGCUUUUUGACUCCCCAGCCUUCUACGUGGCCACAUACUCCUGUCUCCCCAUGGAAAGCCUGACUUCUGGCUUGACCUCCACGGAUACGGCACCAACACCAGAUCCAAGCACAGCUGGGGUGCCUUUCUGAUGGAACUUGCAGGAAAGGAAGGGGACAUCUAAAAAAUCAGCUUGCUUUGGGGACCUCCCCCCUUUUGGCCCUUAUCUACUGGGGUCUAUGUGUUGGCAUGAGAUGAAUCAGGAGAAAAAUAAACUAGAUGA
This is a messenger RNA of Physeter macrocephalus (sperm whale), 2146 nucleotides long. It is a transcript of the gene RIPPLY1, whose product is annotated as ripply transcriptional repressor 1. The record is from RefSeq and is a predicted model, not a curated record. The coding region runs from base 1034 to 1582 and encodes 182 amino acids. The transcript has 4 exons. Gene Ontology annotation, biological process: embryonic pattern specification; negative regulation of transcription by RNA polymerase II. Lineage: Eukaryota; Metazoa; Chordata; Mammalia; Artiodactyla; Physeteridae. Gene Ontology annotation, cellular component: nucleus.